This is a messenger RNA of Vitis vinifera (wine grape), 486 nucleotides long. RefSeq names its product protein TORNADO 2. Gene Ontology annotation, cellular component: plasmodesma; plasma membrane. Bases 1 to 486 code for a protein of 161 amino acids. The transcript is spliced from 2 exons. Gene Ontology annotation, biological process: auxin-activated signaling pathway. The record is from RefSeq and is a predicted model, not a curated record. Lineage: Eukaryota; Viridiplantae; Streptophyta; Magnoliopsida; Vitales; Vitaceae.
AUGGGAGUGCAUAAAAGCAGCUAUAAAGGUGAACCAGCCGAAACUAUUCAUCUCCGUCAGUUCUCGGAUUGGUUGCAGCUUAACGUUGUUGAUAAAGAGGACUGGAAUGCCAUUAGAAGCUGUCUUUCUGAGACUUUAUUUUGUGAGGGCGAAAAACAGCCUGGGGCAGUGAAAGGUUGCUGCAAGCCACCUGCUUAUUGUGGUUAUGAGUUAAAGAAUGGUACCACUUGGACAGUCCCAAAAUCAGGCCUACGUUCUAAAGAUCACGAUUGUGUUACAUGGAGUAAUGAUCCGCGCAUAAUGUGCUACGAUUGUGAUUCAUGCAAGGCAGGGUUUCUCGCCAGGAUAAAGAAUAACUGGAGGAAGCUAAGCGCUUUCUUUAGCUGCCUCAUUGCCUUCCUAGUCAUCAACUUCGUGAUUGGUUGCUGUGCAUUCAGAGGUAGCCGAGGUGUUGAUCAGUACCAGAAACAUGGAAACUCCAAUUGA